Fusarium sp. VM40 is the source of this 927-nucleotide messenger RNA. Lineage: Eukaryota; Fungi; Ascomycota; Sordariomycetes; Hypocreales; Nectriaceae. The record is from the annotation of a GenBank genome assembly.
AUGGCUUCUCUUAGGACUCUCACCCUUACCAAUCGCUCUCCGAGGCAACCCAUCAAGAACCUCCCAGAGUCGAUCGAGGUUGGCCCUGACACCACCGUCGAGGGUCUCAAGGCCCUGAUCGCAAAGGAGGCCAAGCUUGGUGACUUCAACCGCAUUGGUAUCUACGAUCCUACCACCAAGAAGACCUUCAAGAAUCGCAAGGCUCGUCUCGUCGAUGAGCCCUCCGUAGUCUCCACUGGCGAGGUUCUCGUCAAGGAUAUGGGCUACCAGAUCCCUUGGAGAACCGUCUUCGUCGUCGAGUACAUCGGUCCCAUCAUCUUUCACGCCCUCGCCGUCGCUGCCCGCCCCUAUCUAUACCGCAAUGGAGAUGGAGACAUGUCCCAGACUCAGUGGAUUGCCUUUGGCAUGAUCAUGCUGCACUUCUUCAAGCGCGAGUAUGAGACACUCUUUGUCCACAAGUUCUCAGCCAACACAAUGCCCUGGAAGAACAUCUUCAAGAACAGUUUCUUCUACUGGGCCGUGUCGGGUGUCGUCUGCGCCUACUCCAUCUACUCCCCCAACUCGCUCGCUGCCAAGGCCGAUAUCCCCGCCAUUGACGCCGUUGGAGUUGCCCUGUACUGCUUUGGCGAGUUCAUGAACGCCCUUGUUCACAAAUAUCUCUCGACCCUUCGAUCUGCUGGCGGAACCGAACGCAAGAUCCCCGUUGGUUACGGCUUCGACAUUGUCACUUGCCCCAACUACCUGUACGAGAUCCUCGCAUGGAUUGGAAUUAUCCUUGUCAGCCGUGACUGGACUGUUGCUGUCUUCAUCUCCAUUGGUGCUGCUCAGAUGAUUGCUUGGGCUAAGGGUAAGGAGCGUGCUUAUCGCAAGGAGUUUGGUGACAGAUACAAGAAGAAGCGAUAUAUCAUCUUCCCUGGUCUCCUGUAG